Messenger RNA from Chiloscyllium plagiosum (whitespotted bambooshark), 3960 nucleotides. Its product is annotated as ADP-ribosylation factor-binding protein GGA1-like. Gene Ontology annotation, biological process: Golgi to plasma membrane transport; intracellular protein transport; protein localization to cell surface. Gene Ontology annotation, molecular function: ubiquitin binding; small GTPase binding; phosphatidylinositol binding. Lineage: Eukaryota; Metazoa; Chordata; Chondrichthyes; Orectolobiformes; Hemiscylliidae. Gene Ontology annotation, cellular component: trans-Golgi network. The record is from RefSeq and is a predicted model, not a curated record.
GCUUGUCUCUUUAAAGGAGCCCGCUGUCAGUUCUCGCGAGGCCGCACACGGGAGGAGUCAGAGCGAUGGCGGCGGAGGAGGCAGAGACUCUGGAGUCUUGGCUGAAUAAAGCGACAAACCCUCUAAACUCUGAAGAGAAAUGGGAAUACAUCAAAGGAUUCUGCGAUCAGGUCAAUCUGGAACUGGAAGGCCCACAGAUUGCAACUCGCCUUUUGGGUCACAAAAUCCAAUCACCACAAGAAAAGGAGGCACUGUAUGCACUAACGGUAUUAGAGGCUUGUAUGAAUAACUGUGGAAAACGUUUUCAGAAUGAAGCUGGAAAGUAUCGAUUUUUAAAUGAUCUAAUUAAAGUUUUAUCACCAAAGUAUCUGGGCACAUGGUCCUCAGAAACAGUGAAGGCCAGGAUAAUAGAAAUGAUGUAUAGUUGGACAUUGUGGCUGCCAAGUGAAAUAAAAAUCAGAGAUGCCUAUCAGAUGCUGAAGAAGCAAGGUGUCAUAAAGAAAGAUCCUAAAUUACCAAAUGUGAAGCCUUUUCCACCACCUUCUCCGAGAAUGAAGAGCUCACUUUUUGAUGAUGAAGAGAAAUCGAAGCUCCUUGCAAGACUUCUGAAAAGUAACAACCCAGAGGACUUGCAGGCUGCCAACAGACUCAUCAAAAAUGUCAUCAAAGAGGACCAAGAGAAGACUGAGAAAAUCACCAAACGGAUACAUGCCAUUGAGGAAGUACAAAACAAUACAAAGCUGCUGAAUGAGAUGCUGAACUUGUACCAGAGAGACAGUUUGCCCAAAGACCAGAUAGAAAUACUAAAGGGCUUGUAUCAGCGCUGUGAGAAACUGCGGCCGACACUGUUUAGACUUGCAAGUGAUACCACAGAUAACGAUGAAGCUUUGGUGGAAAUUCUGCAAGCCAAUGAUUCGCUCACCCUUGUGGUCAACUUGUACAAGAAAAUAGUGGAGGGACAUGAAGAGGACAAAGCGACCUCAAAAGAAUCAGCUUCCACAGCUGAUACCAUGCUGGCAGAUUUAACUGAUUUGGAAUCCGACUUGACAAGUUCUGGAACCGUCUCUAAUCUAGACUCCAAGAAGCAGCUGCCUUCCUGGCUUGAUGAAGAGCUAAUGUCUUUGGGGCUGAAUGAUCCUCCAAUGAUGCAGCAAGUGCAGAGAUCUGUGAAUAGGAACACAUCUGAGGAAGUUAUUCCAUCUGAAACAAUAUCAAACUCCACGACCAAUGGCAGCCGAGGCCUGGCUGGCCUGGAUCUCCUGGGGAAGACGGCAAUGGAACAAUCUCUUGGACCCCGCAUGUCAACUAUCCGAUGGGACCAGCCUCAAGUGAAACCCACGUUGAAUGAGCUUCAGAACCAAUCCCUGACCCACCAGCUGGCUGCAGCCAAGGAUUCCAGCUCUCCUGCAACAUCAGCUCAACUCACAACAACUCUUCUCCCUCAAUGGACAAUGCCUUUUUCUGGAGCAGCAGAGUUCUGCCAGGACUCUGCCUCCCAGCCACUCUGCACUGUAUCCGUCUCACCCACUCCACAGAUCCCAUCACCUGCCAGAUGCCAGGAAGCUGGCACAGAUGACCUGUCCUUGAAGAAUGUCUUUGUGCCUUUGGAGAACAUUAAAGCAAGUAGUGUUCCACCCGUCACAGUCUUUGACAAAGAUGGUUUCCAAGUCCUCUUCCACUUUGCCAAAGCCCUUCCUGUGGGGAGGCCUGAUCUUUUGGUUGUUGUCAUCACACUGCUGAACUCAUCGCCAACACCCAUAAAGAAUAUCACGUUCCAAGCUGCAGUGCCAAAGGUGAUGAAGGUGAAGCUGCAACCUGCCUCUGGCACAGAGCUCCCUGCAUUCAAUCCUGUCCUCUCACCUCCUGUCAUUUCGCAAGUUAUGCUCCUUGCCAACCCCAAGAAGGAGAGGGUUCGCUUGCGUUAUAAGCUGCUCUAUACUUUGGCUGAACAGAUCUUCACAGAAGUCGGGGAAGUCACAGAGUUCCCAGCCAUGGAAAAUUGGGGCAAUCUUUGAGGAGUGAAUAUAUCAGUGUGAAGGAUGACUAUAGAAGGACACAGUUCCUGGGGAUACCACCACUAACUAUGAAGGCUUAUCACUGUUUUCUUAUCAAAAUUGCCACAGAAUUCCCUGGAAUUACAUUGGAUUCCACUCUGAGAGUGAUUGACAAUUAUUGAAUGAUUUUAUGUUUGCAAGGAAAUGUUGCAACUUUAGGCAUAUCCAGACACACGGUGAGGUUGGAAGGGCUUUUUUUUUUGUUAUGUUGGUUCUUGUUCACUUUUCUGUAGAAUUGGAGCAUGGAGCAGAUGCAGAAUCAUAGAGAUUAAUACUUAUUCUGUACAGGUGGAAUUUGAUUCCUGCCCCAACAUCAUAUUAUCGAAUUGUUUAGCCUAUCUAAAGUUAGAUCAUGCAUUCGGCAUCAGCUAGCAGGGGACACUUUUGGCCCCAACGAUUAGGCAUACAUCCCGGCAUCACAUCAAAGAGAUGCUUUCUUUUCUCAGAGAUAGACUUAAAAUCCAACAAUCACAACUGGGAAUUUUCUGUUACACCCAACUUCAGUUACAUCUUUUUGAUCAGUGUGGUUAAAUGGCACACUGUGCCAAUUAUCCAUGACACAUGGAGGGGACCCUGAUCUUGACCCUUGUUUCAAGUGUAUAUCUGCUGAUUGCAUAACCUGAUAUAAGUUUUCACCUCCCACUAACAACACUUAUGUCUCCUGAACUUCAGCCCUGGCGAUUAGCUAUGGUUCCAUACCACCAGUGAGUUGCUGUUCCAUUUGAUUAUGUACUGGGCUAUCCGACAACCACUGUAUGGAAAAUUGAAGCUGUACAAAUUUGCACAGAUGUUAUUAUUUGGGGUGCCAGAGAAUUCCUGUUCCAUCAGUAGAUGUCACCCAUCUACAAAGCACACAAUACUCUUUUCAAAGCAAUUAAACUAAAUUAAUAAAAUUAUACUUACAGUUCCUGAUGUAAAAAAUUAAAUUGUCAAAUGAAACUUGCAAUAUUUAAAUUAAAAUUUAGUUUUGGGUGCAAGUAUUGUAAACCCCUGUCAUGCCUACUAAUCGCAGAAGGCCUCAAGCUUGCCAAAGGACACUGUGUGCUCUCUCUCCAGGGACACAUGGAUGUAAUUUCAGUAGUCACUCAGGUCUAAAAAUUGCUCUCUAUAGCCUGCUGCCUGGACCUGUCAAUGAUAGUUUGGCCAGCCCCAGAAGCGGACUCGUGAAGGGGUCCUCUGAUCCUCACAACUGCUCUGUCCAUGGUUAGGAGCAAGAUUAGGAGCAUGCGACUGAAGUGCAACCAAAAAUUCAAAAGCAGCCCUCUCAAGAAUUGAAAGAGGGUCUGUAACCUGUGUAUAUGUAGAACAUCAAGGCAGCAAAAAUUACUGGCAGCCUAUGAACUAUCUUAAUCUCCUGUUAUGUGGUGUCCAUGAACUAUCUUAAUCUCCUGUUACAUGGAACUGCUCAUGCAACACCUUCCAUACCCAUUUAUUGUAAUCACUUGCACCCCAUAAGAUGUAGAAUUGACCUCUCAGCACAAGCACAAGAGAAUGAAGAGAAUGUCGUCUCUUAAUUUCCUAUUCUAAGGUCCUCCAACUCUUUGAUCCUUGGAUCCUUGGCAGUAAUUGUCACCAUAUGCUUGUCUGCUAUCUUAUAUGUGUAAUCCACCACACGUGAGCAACUUUGGUAUGGAGAUAGAAGAAGCUAAUGUUGGGGGAGGGUGCUUCAUAGGAACAAAAAUAGGUCUCACAACCCCGCAAAUUUGUUCUGCAUCCUUGAGUCGUUUUGCUUUUUGUCCCCAACAGUGAAUUAUCCGAAAGUGAUGUGGUUAGUAUUUGCAACACAUUGUGUGAAUAGGAAAAUUCAGAUGUGACAGUGACACCUAGAGGUUCUGAUUUGGAGAUGCCAGUGUUGGACUGGGGUGUACAAAGUUAAAAAUCACACAUCAGGUUAUAGUCCAACAGG